Dovyalis caffra is the source of this 1029-nucleotide messenger RNA. The record is from the annotation of a GenBank genome assembly. NCBI's taxonomy places the organism in Eukaryota, Viridiplantae, Streptophyta, Magnoliopsida, Malpighiales, Salicaceae.
AUGGAAGGAGUGAGCAAUGGAGGGAUGUUAUACCACGAGGUACAAGAGGCAAAGCUAUGCGCCGUACAUUGCGUUAACUCGGUGUUACAAGGACCGUUCUUUUCAGAAUUCGAUUUGGCGGCGCUUGCUUCCGAUCUCGAUACAAAAGAACGCCAGAUGAUGCAAGAGGGAGCCGCCGCCGCUGCCGUUGCUGCCGCUGGUGAUUUCCUCUCCGCCGAGUCUCAUAAUGUCUCCUUAGGCGGAGAUUUUAGCAUCCAGGUUUUACAAAAGGCUUUAGAGGUGUGGGAUUUGCAGGUCAUAGCCUUUGACAGUCCAGUUGCUGAGCAUGCGCAGAUUGACCCUGAUCUAGAAAAUGCUUUUAUUUGUCAUUUGCAUGAUCAUUGGUUCUGUAUUAGGAAAGUGAAUGGGGAGUGGUAUAACUUCGACAGCCUCUAUGCAGCUCCGCAACACUUGUCCAAGUUUUACCUUGCAGCCUACCUGGAUUCUCUUAAAAACUCUGGCUGGAGCAUUUUCCUGGUGAGAGGGAACUUCCCGAAAGAGUUCCCCAUCUCAUCCUCUGAAGCUUCCAACGGUUAUGGACAGUGGCUGUUGCCUGAAGAUGCUGAGAGGAUUACUAAAUCAUGCAACACAACUCAGUCUCCUCUGAGAAUCAAUUCCAAUCAACAGGAUUCCGACCCAUAUCAAGAAAUUCUGUUAGAAAUGGAAGACCAGGACUUGAAAGCUGCAAUAGCUGCCAGCUUGAUGGAAUCUUCCCAAGCCAUGGCUAUGGUGGAAACCGGUGGUCCUCAAAAUGACAAUGACGAUACCAAAGAUGGCAACAGAGCCGGUCCUCAAAAUGAAAGUGAAGAUACCAAAGAUGGCAACAAAGCCAGUCCUCAAAAUGACAAUGAAGAUACCAAAGAUGGCAACAAAGCCGGCCCUCAAAAUGGCAGUGAAGAUACCAAAGAUGGCAACAAAGCCGGCCCCCAAAAUGACAAUGAAGAUACCAAAGAUGGCAACGAAGAUAACAAAGACAAAAAUGCACUAUAA